AUGUCGACCUAUCUUGAAGAACCUAUAACUACUGUUAAUUGUUUCUCGUUCUUAAUAUACAAUAUACGUGAAAUACAAACAGCAUACAACGAGAACACAAACAAAUAUUAUGUUAACCCUGAGUUCUUGAAGUCCUCAGAGUUAUUGCAGGAAGUUUGUUCUUCACUACCUUGUUAUGAUUUUUCGCUUGAGAAGUCAGAGUUGAUUAAAGAAAUUGAACAGUAUGAACAAGAGUUUAAGAUAAUAGAAAUAUUUUCGGACGUUUCAAUUGAACUUUUGAAAAUUGGAGACAGUACAGAAUUUCCAGGCAUGCAAGAUGAACAUAUCAAAUCAUUGAAUACAUUUUUGUCAUAUUUGGUCCAUACGUCAGAGGAUGACCGUGAGUUGUGUAACAAAAUAGCACAACUGACAGAGUUCUUAAAAGCAGUCACUAAAAAACUUGAGCUGUGGAGAGAGCCUUACUUCAGUAAAAGAGGCAUGCAGGCUUUAAAAAGCAAUGAUGGCAUCAUAAGGUAUUUGGUAUGGGCAGUUUCCAUGGCACUUAAGACUGAAUGUGAAGUUUGGGACAUCUGGUCACUAACAGAGCUAGCAAAAAUUGUAAAACAGGUGGCCAGAAAUGAUACAAACCGAAGAUUAUUGGUACAACAUGGUGUAGUUCCACUCCUUGUUGAAAUUGCAGAACAAGGGGAAACAGAAGAACAAUAUGAAGCUGUUUGUAGUCUCUCGAAUCUAUCACUUGACAACCAGAGCAAAUCACAAAUGAUCAAGACGAAACAUUGGAAAAUUAUUGAAACCCUAGAAAAACUGGCUAAAUCACCCGAAGAAGCCGUUCAAAAAAUCAGCAAGGAGGCUUUGUGUACACUACACAGCAAUCAGACACAACUAACCGAAUGCUUACAAGAAAUCACAUCGGAAGAAUCUAAUGGCAAGCAGAGUAUAUCUGAUGAAGAAUCGUCACCAGAAGAAAUUAAAUUGUUAUCAUGGAACAUAGAAGGUCUUUCUAGUGUUAACAUCAAGGAACGGACAAGUGCUGUAAUCUCAUUCAUAAACAGGUAAGUAUUCCCUAUGAUAAAAUAGUAGCUGCAAAAGAGGGCCGAAAGAUACCAGAGGGACAUUCAAACUCGUUGAUCAUCUGACAACGCCAUCGCUUCAAAAGAAAAAGAC
Mytilus trossulus (common blue mussel) is the source of this 1164-nucleotide messenger RNA. RefSeq lists its product as uncharacterized. The transcript is spliced from 6 exons. Gene Ontology annotation, molecular function: protein binding. Lineage: Eukaryota; Metazoa; Mollusca; Bivalvia; Mytilida; Mytilidae. The coding region runs from base 1 to 1056 and encodes 351 amino acids. The record is from RefSeq and is a predicted model, not a curated record.